AUGGAAAACUUAUCGUUAUCCACACACAGAAUUAAACGAUCCCCAGCAAACCUUAAGCAAAAUGAACUGCGUCUGGUCCUGCUGGGCAGAACUAGUGCAGGCAAAAGUUCAUCAGGAAACACAAUCUUGGGUAAAGAGCGUUUUGAUGCUGAUGUAAGCAUGGGAUCAGUCACAAAAGUAUGCAAGAUGGAACGCGGAAAAGUGGAGGAAAGAAACCUUGUCCUUGUAGACACACCUGGUCUUUUUGACACCAAUCUCAGUGAAGAGAUACUAGAAGAAGAAAUAAUACAUUGUCUGACUUUGUGUUCACCCGGCCCUCAUGUGUUUCUGCUUGUUAUACCAAUAGACCGCUAUACAGAGGAACAACAGCGGGCUGUGGAAAAAAUUCAAGUGAUGUUUCAGCAAGACAUCACAGAUCGCACCAUCAUCAUAUUCUCCUACGCAGAUAAGCUUAAAGAGCCCAUUAAGGAGUUCAUUUCAAAACAAAACCAAAAAAUUCAAGAACUUGUGAAAAUGUUUGGGCAGCGUUAUGUAGCUUUAGACAACAACAACCCAAUAAAUCGACAUCAGGUCGCUCAUCUCCUGAAGACAGUGGAUGAGUUGCUGGUUCAGUAUGACAACAAGCCCUUCACCAAUAAGGUGACAGAGGUAGUGGUGAAGGCCAAAGAAAUUAUAGAUGAAAGAAGAAUGAUAAAUAUUAAGGCGGAGGUACAGAAAAUGGCUGAUGAUCGUUGGGCUGAGUUCAUGGCUGACAUGAGUAAAGACAGACAGGAUUCAGAGAUAAAAAAGAAGAGUGUACAGAGCAAUAUUAAUCUGAUAGAGUUUGACAUUAAAAAGGAGGAACAGAAUGUGAAACCCAUCCCAAAACAACUGAUACAGUUGCAAACAUCUCUGGAGAAGGAGCAGAUGAACCUCAGAAGACUUGAGGAGGAGGAGAUGGAGAGAGUGGAGCAAGAGCAGAGGGAAAAAUAUAUUUUGAAGAGAUGGGUGCUUGAGGAGCAGAAUAAGAGACUGAAUGAGAACCCUAAUAAGGAUUCAAAUUACAACAAAAUGAUCUUUAAUCUCACUCUUUUACUGUUAGGGAUUGGGAUUGGGACAUUCGCACCUUAUCUUUUGGGAUUUCUGUACCCUUCCAUUCCAGCUGUAGCAGAAGCUGGGGCAGCAACACAAAUUUUAGCAAAGUUGCUAAAUUUGGGAGUAAGCGGCGGAGUUUUUCUUUUGGAGGCCUAUAGGGUUUCAUUGAUGAGCCGGUGUAGCAUUCAAUAA
Messenger RNA from Paramisgurnus dabryanus, 1266 nucleotides. Lineage: Eukaryota; Metazoa; Chordata; Actinopteri; Cypriniformes; Cobitidae. The record is from RefSeq and is a predicted model, not a curated record.